Messenger RNA from Miniopterus natalensis, 974 nucleotides. The record is from RefSeq and is a predicted model, not a curated record. Lineage: Eukaryota; Metazoa; Chordata; Mammalia; Chiroptera; Miniopteridae.
AUGCCCGCUGUGGGCACUGGUGAGCCCAGGCUUGCAGGCCAGUCACCGCCGUCACUCAGCUCUCCACAUCUCCCUCCAUAGGAUGUCCAUGAGGACCACGAUACCUCCACCGAGAAUGCAGACGAGUCCAACCACGAUCCUCAGUUUGAGCCUAUAGUUUCUCUUCCUGAACAAGAAAUUAAAACGCUGGAAGAAGAUGAAGAGGAGCUUUUCAAAAUGCGGGCAAAGCUGUUCCGAUUUGCUUCAGAGAAUGAUCUCCCAGAAUGGAAGGAACGAGGUACCGGUGACGUCAAGCUCCUGAAGCAUAAGGAAAAAGGGACCAUCCGCCUCCUCAUGAGGAGGGACAAGACCUUGAAGAUAUGCGCCAACCACUAUAUUACGCCAAUGAUGGAGCUGAAGCCAAACGCAGGCAGUGACCGUGCCUGGGUCUGGAACACCCACGCUGACUUUGCUGAUGAGCGCCCCAAGCCGGAGCUGCUGGCCAUUCGCUUCCUCAACGCUGAAAAUGCACAGAAAUUCAAGACAAAAUUUGAAGAAUGCAGAAAAGAGAUCGAAGAGAGAGAAAAGAAAGGAGGAUUGGGCAAAAACAAUAAUGCCGAGAAAGUGGCUGAAAAGCUAGAAGCUCUUUCGGUGGAGGAGAGCAAGGAGUCCGAAGACGAGACCAAGGAGAAAGCUGAGGAGAAGCAAUAAGUCCUCUGCCCUUGUUUUCUGUUCCUUCCUUUUCCUUUUUUAAAAUUUUGCCCUGCCCCUUUUCGGUUUGUUUUUAUUCGGUUUUGUUUUUACAAGGGACUUUAUAUAAAAAACUGAAUUCCAACAUUCAGGUGUUUUUUUCUAAGUUUUUGCCCUAUUGAAGAUGACUUCAGAAAAACCCAUUCCCCAGUCAUGAAAAUGUACUGUGCUAACUUUCUUUUCCAUAGUGGAAACGCUUAUUUAUAGUCAUCAAAAAUAGUCAAUAAACAACUCUGGAAACCUUU